Molecule: messenger RNA, 1191 nt
Organism: Penicillium waksmanii
Lineage: Eukaryota; Fungi; Ascomycota; Eurotiomycetes; Eurotiales; Aspergillaceae
Product: putative pectin methylesterase
Exons: 2
Coding region: 1-1191 (396 amino acids)
Biological process (GO): cell wall modification
Molecular function (GO): pectinesterase activity
Source: RefSeq, a predicted model, not a curated record
AUGUUCGGCCUUUCUCUCCUCCCCCUCCUCCCUCUCCUCUGGCAAACACCCCCAGCAACCGCCGCAGUCCUCACCUACUCAACCCGAGAAAAGUGCCAAAGCAGCGGCGGAACCCACUGCCCUAAAGGAACAAUAAUUGUCGGCAACAGCAGCAUUGCAGACUUCCCCACCGUCCAAGAAGCAAUCACCUCCCUGCCAGACAACAACAAACCCGCAACAAUCCUUCUACUCGCAGGCACCUACGAAGAACAAGUGAACAUCACCCGGGCCGGGCCUAUAACUUUGCUGGGGCAGACCACUUCUCCGAAAGAUGCCUCUCGCAACCGUGUGACGUUGACCUGGGCGGCCGCGAAUAAGGAUUCAACGGGUCAGUCUGUGGAUAAUGUUUACUCGAGCGUGAUGGUCGUUGCACCGACGCUGGAUGCUAGUAUUACGGGCUCUGGAACGACGGGUUUCGCUGUGCCUGAUGAUACGCCGUUUGGGAAUAAGGAUUUCAGGGUUUAUAAUGUUGAUUUUAGAAAUACUUGGGCGGAAUAUUCGGAUGGACCGGCUCAUGCUAUUAGUUUUAGUCGGGCUAAUGGGGGGUUCUAUUAUUGUGGAUUUUAUUCAUAUCAGGAUACGGUCUACAUCGGCAAGCUAGGAAACGCCUACUUCUACAAAUCAAUCCUAGCCGGCCAAACCGAUUUCCUCUACGGCUUCGGCACAGCAUGGAUCCAGUCAAGCGAGAUCCAACUCCGCGGCUGCGGUGGCGGAAUAACAGCUUGGAAAGGCACGAACACGACCUUCGAAAACAAAUACGGCAUCUACAUCGCAGACUCAACUCUGAAAGCGGCGAAUUCUUCCAUCGCAUCGUCAAUCAAGGGUGAAUGUGCGCUGGGUCGGCCGUGGAAUUCACAGCAUCGGUCUAUCUUUGCGCGCUCGUAUGAAGAUGGAAGUAUUGAUCCUAGUGGGUAUAUUGAUUGGGUUGUUAGUGGUGUUGCGCGGUAUGAGAAUGGAACCACACUCAUGGCGGAGUAUAAGGCUUAUGGUCCUGGCUUUAAUGAGACUGGAAGAGUGGAGGGGGGUGUUACGACUGUUCUUAAGGAGAAGGGAUGGGAGCCGUAUAGUGAGCCGGCCAAGGUUUUUCAAAACCAGGAAGGUGUUUUUGGGGAUGUCAAGUGGAUUGAUUGGGAGGCUGUGCGAUCUAAGUAG